This is a messenger RNA of Pogona vitticeps (central bearded dragon), 2086 nucleotides long. It is a transcript of the gene HINT3, whose product is annotated as histidine triad nucleotide binding protein 3. Lineage: Eukaryota; Metazoa; Chordata; Lepidosauria; Squamata; Agamidae. Gene Ontology annotation, molecular function: catalytic activity. The record is from RefSeq and is a predicted model, not a curated record.
GGGAGGGGAGAGCCGGCGAGCGAGCGCCCUCCCUCGGCCCACCUCCUUUCCCUCCAAAGCUCGCCCUCGGCGUCGCGCCAGAGCCGUCCUCCCGCCUGCCCUCGUUAGGGGGCGCUCGCCGUCCUCUCGGCUUGCCGGCAAAGGCCGCAAAAGGCGGAAGGCCGCGUCGACGGCGGUGGGGAAGCGUUGCUGUUGGGCUCCGUCCGCGCCGCCAGCGGCCUCCCUUCGCCGCCCUUUCUUCUCGCCGUGCCCAACGAAGGGAAUUGCCUCAUGGCCGAGGAAGAAGGCGGAGGCGGCGGCGGCAGCGGCUCGGGCUCGUCUCCUGCGGCGGAGGCCAGUCCCGGUGCCGGCGGCGGAGCUGGAGCGGCCGGAGGAGAAGGCGGAGCCGGAGGAGCCGGCUAUGACAGCAAGUGCAUUUUCUGCCGGAUCAGCCACGGGGAGGAGGCGGGCACCGAGCUGCUGCCUUGCGAGCAUGAAGACUUGGUGUGCUUUAGAGAUAUCAGACCUGGAGCUCCACAUCAUUAUUUGGUGGUGCCAAAAAAACAUAUGGGAAACUGCAAGACUCUGAAGAGUGAGCAUAUACCAUUAGUGGAAAGAAUGAUGGCAGCUGGAAAGACUGUCCUUCAGCGGAAUAAAUUUACUGACUUGAACGAUAUAAGGAUGGGUUUUCACUGGCCUCCAUUCUGCUCAAUUGCCCACUUGCAUCUUCAUGUCCUGGCUCCAGCUAGUCAGUUGGGAUUCUUAUCCCGAAUGGUGUACAGAUUCAAUUCCUACUGGUUUAUCACUGCUGAACAACUGAUAGACCGGCUCAGGGCAGACAGUGCUACCAGCUGAAAUGCACUUUCAUGUGUCUUUGUUUCUGACCUCUGAACACCUAUUGUAGGGUUGGAUAUAACUGACAACAUGACAAAAUUUUGAGAACUGGUUCUGAAUCUGCUGCUACACAAUGGUUAAACUUAUGACAAUUGUACACUAUAUCUCGGAGGCAAAUAUUGGGAGUGCAAGAGCACUUCUCAGAGCUUCCCCAUCUGCUGAUCUCAAAAUCAAAAGUACUGAACUUUUUGUAAGAACAAGUAAUAACUAAUCCUGUGAAAGACUGUGUGAUUAAAUAUAUGCAUAAUAAUAAGGUUUUGUGCCUUUGACGCCUUACUUAGACAUUGCAGAGCUAGUGUUAGCUCUGGUGUCUUGGUGCUAAAUCACAUCACUUAAAUGUACCUGACUUUACAUAAAACAAGAACAGUUAAGCCAUUCUGAUUUAAACUGGUACUACUAAUGUGGUAUUGUGCUAGAUGAAGAUAAAGUUAUCUGAUUUGGGGCUGUAUUUAAAUGUAAAUAAUUAAAAGCAUUAUCUUAGGAUAGGUAGGUGAAUUAAAGUAGAAUAUAAAAUGUACAAAGUAUUGGAGGCUUACACUUGAACUAAAGAGUCACCUAUACAUUGACUUUGACCACUUGGGAACAUGAAGCAUUAGAGUGAUUAGAAUUAGAAGCAUUAGAGCAUUAGAAUGUCAGUUUGGCAGUGUCUACACUCAGACAUCAGGAAUGUCAAAACUGGAGAUGCUUUACUGCUUGGCAUGAACGUCUAUAACACAUUUUGUUUGGAUGGACUAACUGUCCAUCUUUUUUCAUAAAUAUUCUAUGCAGACAUCUGAAGUUCAAUCAGAUCUCAUAACACAGACGACUUGAAUGUGCACUCAUUAAAUUGUAUGUUCUCACCUGCUGUAUUGCCAGUGAGAUCGUUUUACAUAAUAUAUAUUGGUGUUGAGAAUAUGAAACAAUAAUCAUUUAUGUUUCUUCAGUUUUAGAAUGUUCAUGUUUAUGCAUUGGAGACUUGGCUUGUGUUUACAUUGAUACUUAGACCUAAUUCUAACUGCUGUUGGUAAAAGUGAUGAAGCAGGCCUGAGGAUUAUCUUUUUACCCACACAGAUAUUAAAGUAAAUAUGUGUGAAAAUUCUGUGUAUGGUGUCUUAUGUAAGGAAAUGUGUUUGGUGUGUAUGUAAGAAAACUAUGAAAUGUACCUUGGAAACAGUAACUGCUAACUUAAUACUGCUAUGAGAAGAACCCUAAUAAAAAAAUUAUCUACCUUGAA